GCUCGAAAUACACACGUGUGGAAAUCUUGGAAUACGCUUGUUGUAGAAAAAUACGUUCGCUACUAUUGUUUCAAAUUGAAGUUUGGCGGGGCUUGGUGUAGCGUUACCUUAAUGUAAGCACGCUCGAUGCCAGACCUUCGUAGCAAAUGAUCGAAUUUCGUCGACAAUCAGGCUCGUCGCAUGGAACAUGGAAAUGUUUUGAGUGAGAAGCAGUCAGCGUAUAUGAAAUUACAGCUACCUACUCGCAAUGGGAGAUACCGAACAGGAUGACAAUUUUACGUGUGCAAUUACGACGAAGCUUAAUAGUUCGGCUGAAAAUAAAAAGAACACGGUGGUCGAAUAUAGAUCGCCAAAUCGACCGAGAUCACUGAAAAUUGGACUGAUUGUUUCUAUUGGAUUGAAUGCAAUAUUCGCCGUGUUGUUCGUCGUAGUAUUUAUUUUGCUAAGCGAUAUGAAUGCGAGAUUGUCUCGAUUCGACGAGCUUUUAAACAAAGAGAAAGUUAGGCCUGCCGAAGGAUAUGGUUCAAAUAAAGUUGAAGCAGUCAUUACGCCUACAGAUAGCGGUUAUAGGAGCAGUACUCGACCGCAGGAAUCAUUGGUAAUGUUUUGUUGUUGUACGUAAGAAGCAUUUGAAUGCCAAGUAUAAUUUGCGAAUAUAAACGUAUCAAUACGAUUUUGUUACAUUCAUUAUACGCCAAGAUUUUGUUCGUUGUAUGGCCGGUGUGGAUAUUUUACAUUAUUAAAGAAUAACGGGAAUUUGUCAUCGCUUUUGUGUGACUGGGUAGGGUUUUGAAGUACGUCGUUUCGAAACAUUGAAGGCCCUUUUGUGAUCUUUUAGAUCCAGACGCCUACUCAAGUCCAUACACGAAGGAAAUAUCCGCCGAUUGUGCCUACCGCAACAAAUGUGAAUACAUGCAAGUGUCGGGGCCCACCAGGUAUUUAACUGUUUAAAACAUCGCCUAUUAAUAUUUUUAUAAAUUGCUCAUUUGCCUAUCUUCGCAACCAAGUCGUAAAUUGUUUAUUCUACGGCACGAAAGCCCACAAUUAGAGGCUGGCAAGAUUAACGAUUUUAAUACUUUGGCAUGUACACACAAGCCAGUCGAUAAGGUCUAAUAUGUUUGGUCAAUAGUGGUCAGUAGAGGUAAAAUUACCGUUCGAUCUGCAGCUGUUUUGCUAGUACUUUGUCUGCUCGAAUGCCCGUGAGGUGCGAACCGUUUUAACGUAUACAAGUCGAGGCGAUAUUUCCUGCGUGGUUUGAUUGCCAAUUAUUGAUUGGCAUGAUCUGAGUAAUUGACGUUCAUAUGAAACUAUAGUUUUUAAUUCCGUUCGCUCACUUGUAACGGGCCUGACAAGUUUGCUUUGGAUUUGUGUGAGUUAUUAAAGCCACAUUUGCAAUUGUUUCGCAGCUUAUAGCUUCACAUUAUCAAACACAAAACGAGCUAAAGAGUGUGAGAGCGUUCGGCUAACGCUGUUGGUAAAUAACAAGCGAAGCGAAGCAUAUCGAACCGAUGGUGGUGUUGGAAUCUCAACUAUUGAUUCUUGCCCGUAAACAAUAGUGAGAACGAGCUGAAAUCAGAUAAUGAGAGUGUAGACACGAGCUAGUAGGUGGCAGCACACACCUCCCCCGUUCUGUAUUGAAAUCAUUUCAAAAGUCUAGUCAGUCCUAACAAGUUCACGAGCUGGGAAGGUGAACGCCGAUUAGCAGCAAACACGUCUUUUAUUUAGCUUUUCAAUAGGCAAGUGUGUGCCCGGAGAGCUUCCGUGUUCUCUGUAAACGAUUUUUACUG
Molecule: messenger RNA, 1787 nt
Organism: Paramuricea clavata
Lineage: Eukaryota; Metazoa; Cnidaria; Anthozoa; Malacalcyonacea; Plexauridae
Source: the annotation of a GenBank genome assembly